Verruconis gallopava is the source of this 737-nucleotide messenger RNA. RefSeq lists its product as uncharacterized. The coding region runs from base 114 to 596 and encodes 160 amino acids. Gene Ontology annotation, biological process: mitochondrion organization. The transcript has 2 exons. Lineage: Eukaryota; Fungi; Ascomycota; Dothideomycetes; Venturiales; Sympoventuriaceae. Gene Ontology annotation, cellular component: nucleus; mitochondrion. The record is from RefSeq and is a predicted model, not a curated record.
CUUCCACGAGCUUCCUGCUGUUCUAUUUCUUUAAACUCCGAGCUACAGCAUAAAGCCAUUGAUUCUACCUCGAUCGUCCAUCAAAUCUAAAACCAGACAACUCUUCGUUCAACAUGCCUCGUCAGUCCCGUGGUCGCCCUGCGGCUCCCAGCAGGCCAACUGCUGCCCCUGCCCGCCCUUCCGUUCCUGCAGCACAACCUCAUCCAACCCAAAACCGAACGGCUUCUACGGUCGCUCACCCGCCAGCACAACAAGCUCCACCAGCUCCAGUUCAACAGUCACAAGGCCCUGGCCUCUUCGGUCAGAUGGCUAGCACCGCUGCUGGUGUCGCCGUGGGUUCUUCCAUCGGUCACGCAAUUGGGGGCCUCUUCUCAGGCGGUUCCUCGAGCGCCGCCCCCCAGGAAGCCACACAACAAGCAGUUGCCAACGGCGAUGCUCGUGCUGCAUACAGCCAGAGCUACAACCCACCUCGGGUAUGCGAGAAUCAGGUAAUGCAGUUCCGCAACUGCAUGGACACAAAUCAGGGCGACUUGAACAUUUGCGGGUGGUAUCUGGAGCAGCUCAAGGCAUGUCAACAGGCUGCUAGCCAAUACUAGAUUUUUGGCGCAUAUCUGGUUGAGUCUGUGUAGAUAUUGAAUUGCAUGGAGAUGGCACCAAAGAGCAUUAGCAUAGUUUCAGAAUACCGUCUUCGCUCAGUCAAAAGUGAGAAAGAUUGCAAUUCACUCUAAUUCCUGAAA